GUAAAGCUGAAGAGGGCACAGCCGCGCGGCCGAGGGCAGAGCGAGCCGAGCCGAGUCGAGCCAGCGGAGCGGACCAGCGCCGGGCAGCCCGAGCCGCGCGCCGCGAGCGCCCGCCGCCGCCCACGCCCUCCUCGGCCCCCGCGGCGCCUGCCACCUUCCCCUCCUUCCCCGCGCCCCUGUCCCGCCGCCGACCAGCUCGCCCAGGUCGCUGUCCCCGCGGAGUCCGGAGGUCACCGGCCCGCGCCUCCGCUCCCUUUGGGCCGCGCAGCGCCUCCACGAAUUCCUCCUCCUCCUGCUCCCCGGGCCGGGCGCCUGGCACCGGGGACCGUUGCCUGACGCGCGAGGCCCAGCUCCACUUUUCGCCCCGCGUCUCCUCCUCCUGCUCUCCUUCUCCAACUCCUCCAACUCCCUCACCCUCUGACUCCGCUCUCGAGCCCCUAUCUCCGAGCCCGCCCGCCCGCCCGCCACUUUCUGUCCGGUCCCAAAGGUGGGAGCGCGUCCGCCCCGGCCCGCACCAUGGCACGGUUCGGCUUCCCCGCGCUGUUCUGCACCCUGGCCGCGCUCAGCGCCGCGCUGCUGGCUGCUGAGCCCAAGUCGAAAAGUUGCUCGGAAGUGCGACGUCUCUACGUGUCCAAAGGCUUCGACAAGAACGAUGCCCCCAUGCACGAGAUUAACGGUGAUCAUUUGAAAAUCUGUCUCCAGGGUUAUACCUGCUGCUCUCAAGAGAUGGAGGAGAAGUACAGCCUACAAAGUAAGGAGGAUUUCAAAAGUGUGGUCAGCGAACAGUGCAAUCAUUUACAAGCUGUCUUUGCCUCCCGCUACAAGAAGUUUGAUGAAUUCUUCAAAGAACUACUUGAAAAUGCGGAAAAGUCCCUGAAUGACAUGUUUGUGAAGACAUACGGCCACUUGUACAUGCAGAAUUCUGAGCUGUUUAAAGAUCUCUUCGAAGAGUUGAAGCGCUACUAUGUGGCAGGGAACGUGAACCUGGAGGAAAUGCUGAAUGACUUCUGGGCCCGCCUCCUGGAGCGCAUGUUCCGCCUGGUGAACUCCCAGUACCACUUCACAGACGAAUAUCUAGAGUGCGUGAGCAAGUACACAGAGCAGCUGAAGCCCUUUGGAGACGUCCCUCGGAAACUGAAGCUCCAGGUCACUCGUGCAUUUGUGGCAGCCCGCACUUUUGCUCAGGGCUUAGCAGUUGCAAGAGAUGUAGUGAGCAAAGUCUCAGUGGUGAAUCCCACCACCCAGUGUACCCAUGCCCUGGUGAAGAUGAUGUACUGCUCCCACUGCCAAGGUCUCGUGACCGUGAAACCCUGUUACAACUAUUGCUCCAACAUCAUGAGAGGCUGUUUGGCCAACCAAGGGGAUCUUGAUCUCGAGUGGAACAAUUUCAUAGAUGCUAUGCUGAUGGUGGCUGAGAGGCUGGAGGGUCCUUUCAACAUUGAGUCAGUCAUGGAUCCCAUCGACGUGAAGAUAUCAGAUGCUAUUAUGAACAUGCAGGAGAACAGUGUGCAGGUAUCUCAGAAGGUUUUCCAGGGAUGUGGACCCCCCAAGCCCCUCCCAGCCGGUCGGAUUUCCCGUUCCAUCUCAGAAGGCACCUUCAGUGCCCGCUUCAGGCCCUUCCAUCCUGAGGAGCGCCCCACUACAGCAGCUGGCACCAGUUUGGACCGAUUGGUUACUGAUGUCAAGGAGAAACUGAAGCAGGCCAAGAAGUUCUGGUCCUCUCUUCCUAGCAGUGUCUGCAAUGAUGAGAGGAUGGCUGCAGGGAGCGGCAAUGAAGAUGAUUGCUGGAACGGGAAAGGCCAAAGCAGGUACUUGUUUGCUGUGACAGGAAAUGGUCUAGCUAACCAGGGCAAUAAUCCAGAGGUGCAGGUUGACACCAGCAAACCGGACAUACUGAUCCUUCGUCAAGUCAUGGCUCUUCGAGUUAUGACCAGUAAGAUGAAGAAUGCUUACAAUGGGAACGAUGUGGACUUUUUUGAUAUCAGUGACGAAAGCAGCGGAGAAGGAAGUGGUAGCGGAUGUGAGUCUCAGCAGUGUCCUUCAGAGUUUGAGUAUAAUGCAACUGACCACUCUGGGAAGAGCGCCAAUGAUAAAGCCAGCAGCGCUGGGGUCCCCACUGGGGCUUGGGCCUACCUCCUCACCGUCUUCUGCAUCUUAUCCCUGGUUAUGCAGAGAGAGUGGAGAUAAUUCUCAACCUUAGAGAACAAGUGUUCAUCGUCAGUUACAAAGGCACUGGUUAUCACUUUUAUACCAUCCUGGUGACUUUGCUUUUUAAAUGAAUGGACAACAAUGUACAGUUUUUACUAUGUGGCCACUGGUUUAAAAGAUGCUGACUUUGUUUUUUCAUUCAGUUUUGUGGGAGAAGGGGACUUGUACGUAAGGUCAGUCCGGCCUCCUCAGAGUCAUGUUAAAUGUGGCUAACAGUGUAGGUACAGAACUGUAGUUAGUUGUGCAUUUGUGAUUUUUAUCACUCUGUUUUCUUUCUGUUUGUGGGGGUUUUUUCCUUUCAAUAUGAUCUCACCUUGUUUCUUACAAGAAAACCAGGGUCCUUUCUUGGCAUGUAACAUGUACGUAUUUCUGAAAUAUUAAAUAGCUGUACAGAAGCAGGUUUUAUUUAUCAUGUUAUCUUAUUAAAAGAAAAAGCCCAACAAGCAGUAAAAUUGCCAUCUAUCCCUGUUGUUUUAGUUGCCUUAUCUGGAGAGAAGAGGAGGUGUUGUAUCUUUUCUUCUGCAAUGUGAAGGCACAAGGGGGCUUCUGAGCCACUUGUCAGGUUGUGUUCAGGCAUCAAUACAAGAAGAAGGUUAUACUUCAUUUAUAGCUGGUGACUGGAAGAGGCUGCAGACUACCCAUUUUGGUUGAGCUGGGUUGUAUAAACUUCAAUCACAGACCAGUCCAUUUCUGGAAGCCGCUUAUCCAUCUAGAAGAUUCUUAAUCUCCCUCGAAAGAUAUAAGGCAUUCAGGGUAUCCCAGGGUAUCACACUUAAUUUGGGGGUGGGUUUGGUUUGGUGGUGGUGUUUUUUUUUUUUUUUUUUUAAUACAGGCAAGUUAGCAAGCCACUGUGCUGGUCUUUGUGUCCAUACUUGACCCUCUAUGACAAGAUCAGGUGUGUUCAGGGUAGUAUGGCCAUAGACCACCCUCUUUGAAGUGAUAUCCCACCAGCAGAAGUAAGUGUCUAGCAAUCUCACUUGGUCCCUCUUGUUCCAGAUUCCAAACCCAGUCAUAGCCAUCUGGGGGGCUAGCCAGAACUGGGGUACAGCCUGGGCUCAGGCAGUAAGUAUCAAUACUCAAGCAAAGUUUUUGUCCAUGCGUGUGUAUUUGCAUUUAUUUGGUUUUGGAUCCCAGUGUUUUGUUUUUUUAAAAAAGAGAUUCUAAAGUGUCUUAUUGAGUCUUUUUCUUGCCCAGCCUUGCCCCAUCUGAAAGCCAAAGGUCUUGCCACGGUUCACAGCUGUGUGCUACCCUAUCAGCCAAGCAGCCCAGUAGGGGAGCUCUGAGUGUCCAGAUUUUUCUUCUCAUGUUGUUGGGCGUUUGAGUGGGGGGCAGGGAGGAAUGGGAGUAGGUAAAACUGAGAAGAACACAUCUUUAACCACGCAGGUGAACUGACAAAGGCCAUUAACUCUUGUCCCAGACCAAAGAGUAACCACUGCCUUGGCCCCUUUGGGGCCGUUUCCUUGUGUCUUUACCAAAUGACAGCUCAUAAAACUGUGAGAAUGUAACAAAUCACGUUAAAAGGAGUUCCAGAAGUCUUCAGAAAGAAUCACACUCUGCAGAGUCUUUUCUUGCUUUAGACACCAUUCAGAUCCCAACCCAUUCCCCAAAAGCUGAAACCCACAGAGAGGUUGUUUGUGUUAUUGUUCAAUCUUCAGUUAUAAGAGUAAUUCUCUAUUUUUAUAUUGAAACGUAAUUACUUGAUAGCUCAGGGUCUACAUUUCAUUCAGCUUUUUACACCAAAUUCUGCAGAAUGGACAAAUGGAAUAUUGGGGCUGUUAUAAACAGAGGCUUAAUUUUAUUAGAAGUAGCCAGUUAUUUAUUGAAGCAUGAUGUUAAUAAAAUAGGCAUAUUCUGGCUCAUGUGUAUAAGUUUUGUUUCUUUUAAACAAAUCACAGAAGACGUAAAAUUGAGAAGGCGCUCCAUUUAUGUAUGAGGAAAAAUUGAUUGUAAAUAGCUAAGCUGCCUUGUGAGAACUUGGAAAAUGUGCUGAUACUUAGUAACUACCUCAGUUGUGAGGAAUUUCCUUUUUAGCUUAGAUUGCUAUUACUUUUACUUGGUAGAAAUGAAUCUGGUCUCCAAAAUGUGGCUCAGAGAGUUAUCCCCAUAGACCUUGUUAGAUUGUUUUUAAUUUAAAACCUUGAUCUCUGCCCAGCUGUUUUCUUUCAGUCAAGUUCUCGAAACCAAUAACAUUUUCCGAAUUAAAUAUUCUUGAAGGUUCUUCUGGAGUCUAAAUGAUUUGUUUUCUUUCUUUGCAAUUUUUCCUGUUACUCUUUUAUUAUUUAAAUUGUCUCUUGCCUUUGAACUUGAACUAUGAAAUAAACAAAUCAUAGAUUUUUCCAUUCAGGUCUGACUGGAUAACUGUUGGCUUCCAACCAGCUGGCAGGCUCACACCCCCACUCUCCCCAAAACAGAAAUACAGGCAAGUUGAACAUUUUAAAAAUCUUAAGAGUUCAGUAUAUGAGGUAGAAGGAAAGCUUUGUGAGGAGACCUGACUUUUCCAAAGCCUCAGUUAACAGCAUGUGAAGAGUUUGUGCUUUACAAAGUCAUUAAUUAAUUACUGGUUAUUUUCAAACACUUCACCCACUCUGUACCUUAAGAAACAUGUUAUGACUCUUAGAUUGUAUUUUAUUUCAAAACUAGUAAUUAGCACCUGUUAUUUUGCUAAAACUGUACAAUGGACUUAGAUUUUUGAACUUUAGUUUCCUGGGUGUUAGAAACCUAACAGUAUACAAAUAAUUUUUUACAAAAAUUAAGUUACAUCUUUAAAACUUACUGUAUGUGAUUACAAAACCACAAUAAAAAUAGGUAUAGAUGGCGCUACACAAAAUUCUACUUCCCCUUUUGUGUUGGUAGAAUAUGUCUAUUUGCAUGGCUAAAAGCUAUAUGUUAAUAACAGUAUCUACUACAGGAAGCCUCUGUGUGUGUGUGUGCACUUGCUCUCAAGCAAAUACCACACGAUCAAAUACAACUUUCUUUUUGAAAUAAAGCACUGAGAAGAAUCUUCUAAGUAGAACUUAGUGGGAAAAAUAUAAUUUGGCAUUCUGUGAUAUACUUUAAAAAUUCAGUUUCUACCUUUAAACUCCUGAUUGUUUUCUUUUAAAAAUCCUUUUUGUAUAUGUGAAAAAUACCUGAAAGAUAACAUGGUAAUACAGCAAUUCAAGCCCAUCAGUAAGGCUAAUGGCCAUGUAAUAAUCGCUUGUCUAAUUGAGGUUUUAAGUAGGUCAUAUAUUGAUGGGGUUUAAAAACAAAAACCUGUACUACAAAAGUACAGAGUGAAAGUUUCUAUCCUGUUCUUGCAUUCAUCUGCUCAGUUAUCCCUACACCCUAAAUAAACUUAUUAGUUAUUUCUA
Molecule: messenger RNA, 5558 nt
Organism: Capra hircus (goat)
Lineage: Eukaryota; Metazoa; Chordata; Mammalia; Artiodactyla; Bovidae
Gene: GPC4
Product: glypican 4
Exons: 9
Coding region: 517-2187 (556 amino acids)
Biological process (GO): regulation of signal transduction; regulation of protein localization to membrane; cell migration
Cellular component (GO): plasma membrane; extracellular region; synapse
Source: RefSeq, a predicted model, not a curated record